Messenger RNA from Alexandromys fortis (reed vole), 948 nucleotides. RefSeq names its product olfactory receptor 5B12-like. Gene Ontology annotation, molecular function: olfactory receptor activity; odorant binding; G protein-coupled receptor activity. The transcript has a single exon. Gene Ontology annotation, biological process: sensory perception of smell; G protein-coupled receptor signaling pathway. Gene Ontology annotation, cellular component: membrane. Lineage: Eukaryota; Metazoa; Chordata; Mammalia; Rodentia; Cricetidae. The record is from RefSeq and is a predicted model, not a curated record. Bases 4 to 948 code for a protein of 314 amino acids.
UUCAUGGAGAAUAUUUCAGAGGUGACUGAAUUUAUUCUUGUGGGGUUAACAGAUACCCCAGAACUCCAGGUUCCUUUAUUUAUCAUCUUCACUCUCAUUUAUUUGAUCACACUGACUGGGAACCUUGGCAUGAUCAUAUUGAUUCUACUGGACUCCCGACUCCACACACCCAUGUACUUCUUCCUCAGUAACCUCUCCCUGGUGGACUUCAUUUAUGCCUCAGCAGUCACUCCCAAAGUAAUGGAAGGGUUUCUCACACAAAACAAGGUCAUAUCCUACAAUGCAUGUGCUACUCAGAUUUUCUUCUUGAUAGCCUUUGCCACUGUUGAAAGUUUCCUCCUUGCUGCAAUGGCUUUUGACCGUCAUGCAGCAGUGUGUAAGCCUCUACAUUACUCAACCUCCAUGACAAGGACCACAUGUGUCCUAAUUGUUACCUGUUGCUACAUCAAUGGAUUGCUCCAAUCCUCCAUUCAUGUUGCUUUCACUUUCCACCUCUCCUUCUGCCAUUCCAAUGUGAUUAAUCACUUUUUCUGUGAUAUUCCUCUAAUACUUGCUCUGUCAUGUUCUGAUACCCACAUAAAUGUGAUUAUAAUCUUUAUGUUGGCUUCAUUUGAUGUUGUUUUUGCUCUCUUGGUUAUCUUGAACUCUUACCUACUUAUUUUCAUUGCCAUCUUGAGGAUGCAUUCAACAGAGGGCCGAAAGAAGGCCUUCUCAACCUGUAAAUCUCAUCUCACCACUGUUUCUCUCUUCUAUGGGACGAUCAUCUUUAUGUACUUACAACCCAACUCCAGUCACUCUAUGGACAGAGACAAAAUGGCAUCGGUGUUUUAUACCAUGAUCAUCCCCAUGUUGAACCCUCUGGUCUAUAGCCUGAGAAACAAAGAGGUCAAGAAGGCAUUCAAAAAGUUUGCUGGAAAAGUACUGUCUUUACUUGGCUUAAUCAAUUAA